UUAGCAAGGGAGGCCAGUCCGCUGGGGAAAGCUGCCGGGAAAAGGAAGAGCGGCUCCAGCAUGACAGUCUCGCCAGAGUGAGCUGCUGCUACUGCUCUCGGGCGGCUGGAGACGCCGGGUGCCCUUUUUCGGGCAGUGCAGAUAAACUCAACUGAGAAGAACACAAUUGUGAUGUUGCUGAAGAAGAUUCAUAGGCGAAAUUUCUGGAUGAUCAUUGACUGACUGCUUUGCCUGAUAUGGUUUAGUGAGCAUCACAAUAGCAAGAACAAGUUGUUCUACAUUCCUUUAUUUGAAUUACCAGGAUUUUAAGGAUGGAUUAUUUUCGAGCCUUCACAUUUCUCUUUAUGCUGAUAUUAUCCAGAGGCGUCACUGCAGACACAGAGAAGAAAACCCCUGAUUCAGGAUUAGAAAUCUAUAAGAAGCUGUUCGAAGUGAAACGCAAAGACCAGAUGAAUGCGUUGAAGAACCUGAUUGAACUCAACGAUGUGAACCAGCAAUACAAGAUCAUAGACAUCAUGCUCAAGGGUCUUUUCAAAGUUCUUGAAGACUCGCGGGCUGUACUUAUAGCAGCAGAUGUCCCUCCAGAUGGGCCGUUCCCUCAGGAUGAGAAGCUAAAGGAUGCAUAUUCCCAUGUGGUGGAGAACACUGCAUUUUUUGGUGAUGUAGUCCUGCGUUUUCCCAAGAUAGUACACCAUUACUUUGACCGCAACUCCAACUGGAACAACCUGAUUCGCUGGGGAAUUGGCUUCUGCAACCAGACAGGUGUAUUUGAUCAAGGUCCGCACUCUCAAGUCCUCGGAUUGAUGGCUCAAGAGCUUGGAAUAAGUGAGAAAUCUCCAGAAUACCGGAACCCCUUUAAAACAGACAAUUCUGAAUUUUUCCCCAGUGCGGACACAUUCCAGAAGGCUCUCCGGGAGGAAGAGAAGCGAAGGAAGAAAGAGGAGAAGCGGAAGGAGAUCCGCAAGGGGCCUCGCAUCUCCCGCUCACAGUCGGAGUUGUAAUGCUGCCACCUGCUCCUGUCACCAUGACUUGCCCUGGGCGGGAGAUGGAAGCCGCUGGGAGAGGAGCAUCCCAGUCCCUUGGUGACCUCAGGAAAAUGCCAGGAUGUUGCGGUUUUGUUUUGUAAGGUUUUGGAAGUUUGUUUCUUCUUUCAGCGAGACGUUGGCUAACAACUGGAUUGAGCUGUGGGAAGCGCCCCAGGCAGAGAUUGCGGUCUUUGAGCACAUCUUCCCUUAUGGGAAGGCUUUUUCGAGUAACUGGAAUGUACAGAGUUUGUCAGAGGCUGUUCCUCAUGUCUCUGUGUAUUUUUGUUUCAUGUGGCUUUGCCAGUUUGUAACGCUUAGGGAGAGGGGCGGCGAAAGGGAAGUUCUCCGGUUCAUGCCACCUCUGCUGUUUAUAACACCAGAGGUUGUGAAUUCUUGUGCAGUCAGAAUGGGAAGAUAACACAGAGUUGCAGGAUUAACUUGAGGGGGCAGCAGAAUCACCUUGAAAGAGUUAAGGAUUCUAAGAGUUAUGGGUUAAGGACAUAGAUUCCUUGGGAUUAUUCACACACUGACAGAGUACUCCUUUUGAAUGUACCUAGGAUACGUCAAAGAGGUGCUGUUAUUAAAAUGGUGUACCGGUAAUAA
Molecule: messenger RNA, 1628 nt
Organism: Lacerta agilis (Sand lizard)
Lineage: Eukaryota; Metazoa; Chordata; Lepidosauria; Squamata; Lacertidae
Gene: CCDC134
Product: coiled-coil domain containing 134
Exons: 8
Coding region: 312-1001 (229 amino acids)
Source: RefSeq, a predicted model, not a curated record